This is a messenger RNA of Orbilia oligospora ATCC 24927, 1665 nucleotides long. RefSeq lists its product as uncharacterized. The record is from RefSeq and is a predicted model, not a curated record. Gene Ontology annotation, biological process: maturation of SSU-rRNA from tricistronic rRNA transcript (SSU-rRNA, 5.8S rRNA, LSU-rRNA). Gene Ontology annotation, molecular function: protein binding. Gene Ontology annotation, cellular component: nucleolus; 90S preribosome; small-subunit processome. The transcript is spliced from 3 exons. The coding region runs from base 1 to 1665 and encodes 554 amino acids. NCBI's taxonomy places the organism in Eukaryota, Fungi, Ascomycota, Orbiliomycetes, Orbiliales, Orbiliaceae.
AUGGCUUCCGACGACGAAGGACCAACAGUGGUCGCCUCGACAAGGCCGACAAAAGUUUCUGCUAAAACCUCAUUACAAAAGAGUCGACACGAUACCGAAGCCGAAGCCGAACAAAAGGCGAUCCAAACAUUCAGAAAAAAUGCCAUUGAGCAGUAUGGCAGGGGUGCGCAGGUACCUGUUAAGAACAUCAAAGCGAAGAGACUGCGGGAAAACAUGAAGCGUAUGGAGCAUAAGUUCAAGGAGGGAGCUGUACAAGCUAAAGCUGCCGAAUUGCUAUUGGAGGAAGACCCUGGUUAUUUAGAAGCUGAGGGCCUUGAGAAGACAUACCAUUUUUCGCAGAAGGAUCUUCAGAAGGAAUUGGACAUCGGAACUGCGAAAAAGGGAUUUGAGUUGAAACUGCCGACGUUUGGGCCAUAUUGUAUUGACUACAAUCGAAAUGGCACAGAUUUACUGCUCGGAGGAAGGAAAGGCCAUGUCGCAGCUUUCGACUGGCGAUCAUCUUCCCUGCACACCGAGUUACAGUUGAAUGAGACAAUCCGUGAUGUCAAGUGGCUUCAUAACUCCCAGUUCUUCGCCGUCUCACAAAAGAAAUACGUUUAUAUCUAUGACCUAAAGGGAAUUGAAAUCCAUUGCCUGAAGAGCCACAUCGAAGUUACAAACAUGGAAUUUCUACCGUACCACUUCCUUCUCGCUACAAUCGGAAAUGCAGGCUGGCUGAAGUAUCAGGAUACCUCGACUGGUCAACAACUCUGUGAAAUUAAUACGAAACUUGGAUCCCCGAUGUCGAUGACACAAAACCAGCGGAAUGCAAUUCUACACGUGGGGCAUGCAAAGGGACUAGUUACACUAUGGUCACCGAAUGUGACGACACCAUUGGUUAAGAUGCUGUGUCAUAAAGGCCCAGUUAGGUCUGUCGCAGUGGACAGAGAAGGGUAUUACAUGGCCACGGCUGGGCAGGAAUCCCUUGUCAGCAUCUGGGAUAUUCGGAUGUAUAAGAAAGUGCAUAGUUAUUCGACACCCAUACCAGCGAAAUCACUUCACAUAUCCGAUCGAGGCAUGUUAGCAAUUGGUUGGGGAUCCCAUACACAAGUAUGGAAAAAUGCUUUACGGACAAAGGCGAAUUCACCAUAUCUUCAGCAUCACACACCCGCAAAUGUUGUCGAGGAUGUUAGAUUCUGCCCAUUCGAGGAUAUACUUGGUGUUGGGCAUGCAGAAGGAUUUGAGUCCAUUAUCGUCCCCGGAGCUGGAGAAGCCAACUACGAUGCCUUAGAAUUGAAUCCGUUCGAGAGCAAGAAACAACGGCAAGAGGCUGAGGUUAGAUUGUUAUUGAAUAAAUUGAAACCUGAGAUGAUAUCGUUAGACCCAGACUUCAUUGGUACGUUGGAUCGGAGAAGCGCCUCAGAGAAGAAUGGGGAGACGUGGCAAGAUGCCGAGAAGAAAAAGGCCGAGGAAAAAUUACAACUAAGAAAUCGUCAGAGGGGCAAGAACUCUGCACUCAGGCGGCAUCUUCGUAAGUCAGGCAAGAAAAAUAUCAUCGACCUAAAGCGCCUCAAACUCGAGGAAAUGAAGGAAAAGCGGAAGAGAGCAGCCCAAGGAAUUGCGGAAUCAAAGCGGGAAGAAUUGGGCCCUGCAGUCGCAAGAUUCUACAGACCUCCUGCAAGGUGA